AUGGCUUCAGCUACCAAUGUUUCUGCACAAAUUAGCAGUAUUCCUAUGCUGAAUGGUUCAAACUUUAAAGUUUUGAAGGAUACCGUAGAAAUUGUCCUUGGUUGUAUGGAUCUAGAUAUAGUUCUUCGAAAGGAGAAACCCACUUCCAUUCCAGAAAAUCUCAAUGAGCACUCAAAUCCUGAGACAUUUCGGGGCUCAAUUACUGGGGAAAAAGAUGCCAAACAAUUCUUGAAAGACGUUGAAAAUUUCUUUGCUAAGAAUGAAAAGGCAGAGGCAAGUAGCCUUUUGAGCAAGCUUGUCUCCAUGAGGUAUAAAGAUAAAGGGAACAUAAGGGAGUACAUUAUAGAAAGUCUCAUCUUGCCUUCAAAAUUGAAAGCACUAAAGUUAAAGUUGUCUGAAAACUUACUCGUGUAUUUCAUUUUGAUCUCCCUUCCUACACACUUUGGGCAAUUCAAAGUGAGUUAUAACACUCUGAAGGAAACAAGGUCCUUAAAUGAGCUUAUAUCUCACUGUGUGCAAAAAGAAGAGAGGAUACAACAAGAUAAGACUGAAUGUGUUCAUAUGGCUUCAUCUUCUCAAUAUAAAAGAAAGCGUGAUACUACUACGGAUGUGCCUUCUAAGCAGAAAAAGGCUAAGAAACAGGAUCAAGUUGCCUGUGGAGCCGACUGCCAAGUGAUGCUGAAAGAUACAUCUAUGUGGCAGACGGCAAUAUAG
This is a messenger RNA of Arachis duranensis, 714 nucleotides long. RefSeq lists its product as uncharacterized. Lineage: Eukaryota; Viridiplantae; Streptophyta; Magnoliopsida; Fabales; Fabaceae. Bases 1 to 714 code for a protein of 237 amino acids. The transcript has 3 exons. The record is from RefSeq and is a predicted model, not a curated record.